AUGCGUAAACCAAGAACUAUAUAUUCAUCUCUGCAAAUUCAACAACUAAAUAAAAGAUUUCUUAGAACCCAAUACUUAGCCCUACCGGAAAGGGCGGAACUGGCCGCCACACUCGGACUGACCCAAACCCAGGUUAAAAUCUGGUUCCAGAACAGGCGGAGCAAAGUAAAGAAAGAAAUGAAGCACGGUCCCAAC
Helobdella robusta is the source of this 195-nucleotide messenger RNA. RefSeq lists its product as hypothetical. The annotation marks the transcript as partial. Lineage: Eukaryota; Metazoa; Annelida; Clitellata; Rhynchobdellida; Glossiphoniidae. Gene Ontology annotation, biological process: regulation of transcription by RNA polymerase II. Gene Ontology annotation, molecular function: RNA polymerase II cis-regulatory region sequence-specific DNA binding; DNA-binding transcription factor activity, RNA polymerase II-specific. The transcript has 3 exons. The record is from RefSeq and is a predicted model, not a curated record.